Molecule: messenger RNA, 1518 nt
Organism: Drosophila takahashii
Lineage: Eukaryota; Metazoa; Arthropoda; Insecta; Diptera; Drosophilidae
Source: RefSeq, a predicted model, not a curated record
AUGAACCCUAUGAUAACUUUCUUUCCUGGAUAUUUAUUUAUACCUUUAAUCAUUUUUGGAAGUGCGGCACAAAGUAAUUCCUAUGCUGUGAAUAAAAGCAGAAAUGUUGAAAGCCAUGAUUGGAGCUAUCCUGAUUUCGGAAAGGAACCUAUUCAUAAUACCGGAAGAAGACCGGACAAACUGGCUAUGCAACAUUUUAACCGAGAGCCUGAUCGAAACGUGACUUUAAAGCGCGGCCUGAAAACCUAUCAAAAGCCAUCCGAGAGAAUAACGAGACAUAAAAACAAAUAUAAACCGCCAAAUGCUCUGAGGAAAAAUGUCAGUCCCCAUUACACGGAUGACAGUUCGGAAAGUAAGCACUACCACACUUUUGAGGAAAUUCAUGAGCAUAUAGAUGAAGAGGAUGGACAGUACCAGGCAUCUGAGCAAAUCGGAACCCAAUCCAUUCUGCAUGAACAGGGGGAACAGCAGCAACACUCAAGUAAGAAGGAUAGCAAGCGGAUGAAAGUCAAGAUCAAGCAUCAUCAUCACCACCAUCAUCACAACCACAUCAAGGAAAUGAUUAAAACAGUCCCUCAACCGUAUCCCGUGGAAAAAGUUGUGCACGUACCCAUUGAGAAAAUUGUGGAGAAGAUCGUACAUGUACCCAAGCUUGUAAAUGUAACGGUUGAGAAAAUAAUACAUGUGCCAAUUGAAAAAAUUGUGGAGAAGGUGAUACACAUCCCCAAACCGGUCCAAGUUCCAAAACCAUAUGUGGUCGAAAAAAUCAUUGAGAAAAUAGUCCAUGUCCCAAAACCGUAUCCAGUUCUACGGACCGUGCCCUAUCCAGUGGAAAUCAAAGUGCCCCAGAAAGUGCCAGUUCCCUACAAGGUUGAGGUAGAACGAAAGGUCCCAGUUUACAUUCGAUCAAGUGAGCCAUAUAAAUUCGAGCCAUCACCUUUUGAACACUAUCCCCGACCGGAGGAGUUCAAAUACAAUGUGGAAUUGGAGCAUCCGCCGCCUAGAGAGCAUGAGCCUUCUUCUCUACCAUCAUCAAAUUAUUAUAACAGGGUAUAUAAAUCAAGGGAACUGGACCAUCCCCCGAGGAUAGAAGACUAUCAAAAUACAAUACCAUCGCAGUAUGGUCAGGAAUAUGUAACCAAAAGCAGUACUGAGCCGCAGUAUAAGCAGGAAUACAUGACCAAAAGUAAUCUGGAACCGCAGUAUAAGCACGAAUACAUAGCCAAAAGUAAUCUUGAAACAACUUCUACUGGACGAGAUGCAGUUUCCCUCAAACUUGUGGGUCCCACUACUCAUUUUAAUAUAACGGGAAAGGAUUUGGAGACCGCAAACUCAGCUCCAGAAUUUGUUAAUAGCUCAAAUGUAGACCUAAGUCCGCAGGAAUCGGCUAAUGCCUUUCGCGGAAUGCCUUUCUCCUUUCCAUUCCAAUUUGUUCAGCUGCAACCAAUGGGCUUUCAAAAUGCUAUAAACUUGGAACUACCAGUUCCAUCCACAGCAGCUGAGGGACCUCAGAAGUAA